Toxoplasma gondii ME49 is the source of this 474-nucleotide messenger RNA. RefSeq lists its product as hypothetical. Lineage: Eukaryota; Apicomplexa; Conoidasida; Eucoccidiorida; Sarcocystidae. The transcript has a single exon. The coding region runs from base 1 to 474 and encodes 157 amino acids. The record is from RefSeq and is a predicted model, not a curated record.
AUGGCGCGCCGCCUCUCCAUCCUCGCCUUCGACGAGGCGGUUCUCACUUCUCUCCUUUCGCGUAGAUGUCUGGGUGGUCCUUUUCCAAGUUUCACGCUUCAGGUCCAACCGAAUAGACAUGGGAGACGACUGCGGGAGGCGUUUUUUCUGUCGCGCGGAGAAACUCGUGGACAGGCGGGAAACACUUACAGGGAGGGAGAAACUGAGGAGCUGCAGACGAUCCGUGAGGGGAGGGAACCGAUCGCGAAAAAGACGAGACGUGAGAGAGGAGACACAAAGAACCGAGGUUUUCAGGGAAACAGAGACGCAUCGAGCAAAAGUGAGGACGAUCGAUGCAAGCAUGCGUCCGCGAUCGCACGUGCAGGAAGACUCGAGCGGUGUUGUCCCCGCCGCAGUCGACUCAGACAGAUCACGCUAAAUGAGGGAACAGACGCCUUUUUCUUCUUUGCUUCAAUCAAACAACAUAUCCCCUGA